Colletotrichum spaethianum is the source of this 1662-nucleotide messenger RNA. RefSeq names its product sugar transporter STL1. The record is from RefSeq and is a predicted model, not a curated record. NCBI's taxonomy places the organism in Eukaryota, Fungi, Ascomycota, Sordariomycetes, Glomerellales, Glomerellaceae. Gene Ontology annotation, cellular component: membrane. Gene Ontology annotation, biological process: carbohydrate transport; transmembrane transport. Gene Ontology annotation, molecular function: carbohydrate:proton symporter activity. The coding region runs from base 1 to 1662 and encodes 553 amino acids. The transcript has 3 exons.
AUGGGCAAGCUCAACUACUUCGGCCUUCGAGGCAAGAGUCUUAACUGGGCCAUCAGUAUCAUUGCAGGAUGUGAUUUCUUGCUUUUCGGAUAUGACCAGGGUGUCACUGGUGGUAUCCUCACCCUCCCUGCCUUCCAAUCUCAGUUUCCUACCAUCGACUCCGAGCCUGAGGGUAUACUCCAUGGGCUCACCAAGAGUCAGCGCUCCACCAACCAAGGUAUUGCGGUCGCUUCAUACAACUUGGGCUGUUUCCUCGGCGCCAUCAUUACCAUCUUCAUCGGAAACCCUCUCGGUCGCAAGCGCAUGAUUAUCCUUGGUACUGCCAUCAUGGUCAUCGGAGCUGCUCUUCAGGCCUCUGCGUUUUCUAUUGAGCACCUCAUCAUCGGACGCAUCAUCACUGGUCUUGGAAACGGCGGCAACACAUCAACAGUCCCUACCUGGCAGUCCGAGACGUGUAGCUCUCACAAGCGCGGCAAGCUGGUCAUGAUUGAGGGUGCCCUCAUUAGUGGUGGUAUCAUGAUCUCCUACUGGAUCGAUCUUGGCAUGUCCUUCGCCCCAGGCUCUGUCUCAUGGCGUUUCCCCCUAGCCCUGCAGAUCCUCUUCUGUAUCUUCAUUCUGGCUUUCGUCUGGAACCUGCCCGAGUCUCCUCGCUGGCUUAUUCUCAAGGGCCGUGACCAGGAGGCCAAGGAAGUUAUUGCUGCCAUUGCCGACUUGCCCGAGGAUGAUGAUUACUGCAAGAACGAGUACGUCGUCAUGAAGGAGACUGUCGAAGAGAUGUCUAAGGGCACCUUCAAGGAUCUUUUCACUAUGGACAAGAACCGCAACUUCCACCGCACUUGCAUCGCCUACGUCAACCAAAUGUUCCAACAGAUCUGCGGUAUCAACCUUAUCACCUAUUACGCUGCAGUCAUUUACUCUGGCCUGGGAAUGUCUCGCUUCAUGUCCCACUUGUUGGCUGCUCUCAACGGUACCGAGUACUUCAUUGCUUCUUGGCCUGCUGUCUUCUUGGUUGAGCGUGUUGGUCGUCGCAAGCUUAUGCUUUUCGGUGCUGUUGGCCAGGCCAUCACCAUGGCUAUCCUUGCGGGUGUCAACUCUCAGAAGACUUAUGCGUGCCAGAUCACUGGCAUUGUGUUUCUCUUCGUCUUCAACACGUUCUUCGCUGUUGGCUGGCUUGGUAUGACUUGGCUCUACCCCGCCGAGAUCGUGCCCCUGCGCAUCCGCGCUCCUGCCAACGCUCUCUCCACAUCUGCCAACUGGAUCUUCAACUUCAUGGUCGUCAUGAUCACUCCUGUCGCCUUCGACUCCAUCAAGCACCACACCUACACCAUCUUCGCCAUUAUCAACGCCAUCAUCGUUCCCGUCACCUACUUCUUCUUCCCCGAGACCGCCUACCGCUCCUUGGAGGAGAUGGAUUCCAUCUUUUCCAAGGCUGCUCCUGGUAUCAAGGGUGCAUUCGAUGUCGUCGACGUUGCCCGCAAGGAGCCCCACCGCUACGGCAAGAAUGGCGAGCUUCUCAUUCAUUACGAUGAUGUCAAGGAGACUGGUCACGCCACCACCCGCGAGAACCGCCGUGAAGGUAGCACCAGCAGCAGCGAGCCCAAUGGCCUGUGGGCCCGCCAAGACGAGGAGACGCAGAAUGUCGAAAAGUCUGAGAAGUCCUAA